AUGGAACUUCUCUGGACGCCGCUGCUGCUGGUGGUUGUUUGCCUCUCUGAGGUCCUUGGCUCGCCAGGGACAGAAGCUGGCGUUAACAUUUCCCGACCUGUGCACAUCUUGGAGGACCAAAGCUUAAUGGUGCUGACUCCUGCAGGCCUGAUACAGACACUGAAUGAGACGCGCUUCCUAAUGGUGAUUUUCCACGAUCCAUCCUCGAAACAGUCCAGGAAGCUGGCCGAGGAGCUAGGCCGAGCCGCAGAAAUCUUCGGCAAGGGCAAGAACGGCUUGGGCUUUGGCAAAGUGGACAUCACUGUGCAGCUGGAGCUUAAGGAGGAGUUUGACAUCAAGCAGGCCCCGGAGUUGAAGCUGUUUGUUGAGGGCAACAGGUCCAGCCCCACCAGCUGCAAAGACGUGGUUGAAUCUACAGCUUUGGUUGUUUGGUUGAGAAGACAAUUUCUCCACAGAGCCCGUUUGUUCAACAACAGUGAGGAAGUGGCAGAUUUUGUGAAAUCCAGGCCCUUGGUCAUCGUAGGCUUCUUCCAGGAUUUAGAGGAAGAAGUGGCGGAAUUGUUUUAUGACAUGAUCAAGGACUUUCCAGAGCUGACAUUUGGAAUGAUAGAAAUCAAAAAUGCCAUUGGGCGUUUCCAUGUGAUCCUUGACAGCGUCUUAGUGUUCAAAAAGGGAAAAGUUGUGAAGCGCCAAGAGCUCAUUAAUGACAACACCAACAAAGACUAUCUCAAUCAGGUCGUGAAACAGCAGCUUACAGGCUCUGUGAUUGAAUUCAACCCUGAGAAUAAGGAUCUGAUUUAUGAACUCAGCAUCUCGAAUCACAUGUUGCUCUUUAUCUCCAAAAACUCAGAGCCAUACAGCAUCAUAAUCCGGCAUUACAGGCUGGUUUCGAAGGAAUUCCAGAACAAGAUUCUUUUUAUCCUUGUGAAUGCGGAUGAACCCAAAAACAAACGUGUCUUCGAAUACUUCCGGAUCGCAACAGUCAAUGUCCCAUCUGUUCAAAUCCUGAACAUAAGCUCUGAUACAAGGUACAAAAUGCCCACAGAUGACAUAACCUUUGAAAGCCUCAAGAAAUUCUGCCAGAGCUUCCUCAGCAAAACUGCCAAGAAACACAAAUCCAGUGAAGAUAUUCCAAAAUAUUGGGACCAGGGGCCAGUGAAGAGGCUUGUGGGGAAGAACUUCAAUGUGGUUGUCUUGGAUAAGGAGAAGGAUGUGUUUGUGAUGUUCUAUGCACCCUGGUCUGAGAAGUGCAAGGCACUGUUACCGCUGCUAGAAGAGUUGGGUAUAAAAUAUCAGAACCACUCCACUGUCAUCAUUGCCAAGAUUGACAUAACAGCAAAUGACAUUGAGCUGGAGGACCCAGAUCAGUAUCCAUUCUUCAGGCUUUUCCCCACCGACUCACAAGAGGCUGUCCCGUAUAAAGGAGAACACAGUAUGAAGGGCUUCUGUGACUUCCUGGAACACCAUGUCAGGAUUAGGAUUGAGGAAGAGGAUGAGCUGUUAUCCAUUGAGCAAAAUGAAGCAGUAGAGGAGGAAGUGAUAGCUGAGCCAGAGACCCAGCUCACAGAAAAGUUGCCCGAGCAGCAGUUGCUCAAGCUGGAGGAAGCAACCAAAGACAGGCAAGAGAAAGAGUCGCCUGUGCUGGGGAGCAUAAGCAAGGUGGCAGAACCAGCAGGAAGGAAGGAAACAGCCAAGAGGGCUGAGAAGGCAGCGCAGCCAGAGCAAUUGUCUCAACCGGUGAGGAAACGGGAAGUCAAAGAAGAACUUUAGCUUCUCAGAAGCCAGGAAAGAAGGAGCCUAA
This is a messenger RNA of Alexandromys fortis (reed vole), 1801 nucleotides long. RefSeq names its product protein disulfide isomerase like, testis expressed (gene Pdilt). The record is from RefSeq and is a predicted model, not a curated record. Gene Ontology annotation, cellular component: endoplasmic reticulum. Gene Ontology annotation, biological process: protein folding. Bases 1 to 1770 code for a protein of 589 amino acids. The transcript is spliced from 11 exons. Lineage: Eukaryota; Metazoa; Chordata; Mammalia; Rodentia; Cricetidae.